ACACAGCUAAACCAAAAAAAAAAAAAAAUAUUAAAAACAUUUUUUAAAAAUUGAUAGAAAAGCAAUAAAUAUCACAAACCUACAAACGCUCCGCAAGGAAUUGACAGUAUAUAUAGACAGAGUUCACGAAUUUAAUUUAAAAAUGGCUGUUCCGCAUUGGAUGAAAAUCGGAUGGAAUGAUGAUAUCCAACAAAAGAUGUUUAGAGACUGGGGGAUAUAUUAUUCCUAUCGUCGCUUGAAUGAUACAGCCAACUAUUACUAUGAUAAUUCCCUGCAAAUUAGUCCGAAUGAUUAUAUGACACUCUAUCGUCGGAGUCAGAGCCAUCGAAAGGCUGCACUAAUAGAAAGCGCAUUAGUCGAUGCAAGAAAAGCUGGACAAAUGGCAAUGAAAUCUAGGGGACCCAAUGUGAACAUCAAUCUGGAAAUAUGUUCUCAAUUAUUCGAGUUGAAUCAAUUUGAGGCUAGCAAGGUCGAACUGCAGAAUAAUUUGAAAUUUUUCAAGGGAAACGAAGUACAGUCAUUUCGAAAGCGACUUGUAGUAGUUAAUGAUGUUAUUGAAGAUGUGACUGGAAAAGCGAUGUCCUUGCUUUUUUUGCGAAAUCAGAAAUUGAUUCAACGUGUUGACGAAAUCACCAAAGCGAAGGCAAUAAGAGAUGGACGUCCAUUGUGGAGAAGAUUAAGAGACCAGGGGAAAUGCGAUGUUGUUAGCAUACCAGAAAUAGAGGAAGAAAUCUUAUCCCCACUAGAAAUAGCGCGAAUAAGGCUUGCUUUUAAUGUAGUUCAUCAGACCUAUAUGAAUAACUCGUGGUAUGAUAUUCUUUUCAUGAAACUAUUGCGCAAAAAUCCAAGUUUGUUAUUGGAACAGUGCAAACGUUCAAAAGAAAUUAUGGAAGAUAUAUCAACGAAACAGUAUGAGAUAGUCAGACAGUUUAUGAAAAUGUUACAAUCUCGAAGUCCACUUUACCUUGUGAAAUACUUAAAGUCAUUGGGGAAAAAUAAUGCGGCGUAUUUCUUCCGUAUACAGUCGCAAACACAUCGGAAUAUGCUAUCCGAUCUGCGACAAAUCCGUAAAAUGCGUAAAGAGAAGAAGAUUAAGAAACUCUCCGAUUACGUUGAAAAAAUCAUGAGUCAAUAUUAUGUAAAGAAAACAAAUCGCGUAAUGUGCUGGAAAUUUGAAUUUAUCAAUGAGGUAUAUAAUAUUCUGGCGCUGGCAUUAUCCGAUCAAUAUUACGCUCCAAACAAAUUCAACGUCGAUGAGCCUUCAGCCUUACUCGAUCUCUUAAAGUUACCCAUAGAUAAGACAAAGGAUAUUACACCAUUUGUAUUUGGGGAUCGUUCUACCUACCAAGAGGGCACUGAUCAGGAUAUCGAAGGAAGAAAAUUCCGAAAACUUUUAACUCAUUUUGAACUGCGCAUUAGAUUCGCAAAGUUUCAUAUCGAGAAAUGUUAUCUAUAUCAUCAGGUUGCCAGUAAGCAUUUAUCACAAGGACACUAUGAUGAGUGUUGUUUUUAUGCUCGUUUGUCUAUUAAAGAAAGUCGCGAGUGUAACAAUGCAUUGUGGAACUUUCUGAGUAUUAUGCUUAUUGUUAAGGCCAAUGCGGUGCAGUAUAAAGUAGAACGGACUAAGGAGGCUUUGGAUAUGGCUGUUGACAUUUUAGAACAUAUUAAUUCGCCGGAGCUUAACAAGUUCAUAGACUUGUGCUUACAUUGCAAUGAGGAGGAAUAUUUACUCAGACUAUUGGCAAUUUCGAGUCGUAUCUCAAAAACAUCAAAAGCGAGUUCAGCGUAUAAAAACGACGAGUGAAGAGUGAUCUCUUAUCCAUAUGUAUCGAUUAUAUAAUUUUAUUAUAUUGAUAAGCUGCAAUUAAAUUUGUUUUUUGUUUAA
Molecule: messenger RNA, 1885 nt
Organism: Drosophila albomicans
Lineage: Eukaryota; Metazoa; Arthropoda; Insecta; Diptera; Drosophilidae
Exons: 6
Coding region: 143-1804 (553 amino acids)
Molecular function (GO): protein binding
Source: RefSeq, a predicted model, not a curated record